CGGCCUCUUGCAGACUGUUAUUAUUACUUAAUUGCCCCACUAAUUUUUUAGGGGUGAAACACACCGGAGAAACCACCUAAACUAUAACCCACUGAACUUUUCCUUAAACUGCAACUUUCUUCCGUAGGAAUGUCAAUAUCAGUUCGACAAAGUCGCGGGUGUCAAGGGAAUAUUAAACAGAAGACGACUUGGUGUAUUGCGAAAAGUCUUCUAUGAUUCAACGCCGAGCCUUGUGAGGUGUUGCAGCUUUGAAGAAAAGUCGCGCUGAGGGAGUUUAGUCAACCGUUACUCGAAUUUCCAAUUCUCGACAGGCGUGCCCCGACGCGGGACACAACCAGGGAUUAACAGCUCCACACCGGUACCCAUACUCCUGACCCCCUAACACACACAUACACACACGCUGGCGGAGCAGCAGGCUUCCCAGUGCGAGUGGUGCCGUCAGACCGAUAGGCUGGAUGGCUCGCCAACUUGCAGCAGCCGGCGGGGCCGCCUCUCCCCAUUUCGCCCCACACACCGACGAUGAACAGCUGUGGACCGUUGACCCAACGCCCCCGUGCAGGCGCGCACCCCGCUGGAUGUGGGCGGCGGUCGCAGGCGUGGUGGUGGUGGUGGUGCUGGUGGCGGCUGUGAAGGUGGCGAUGACGACGGUGAUUACUGCGGCGGCGCCACGCCUGACCCUCGACAACGCUGACGGCGCCGCGGGUGUGGGACUGCUGCUGACGGGGACGCCGCUGGACGCCGACUUGCGCGGCGCAUCACUGCUGGCGGCGCAGCACAGUGACGCGGGCGGCGUGACGCUGCUGGAAAGCCCCGCCGCGACAACAACAGAGGCCGUGGCGGCGGCCUACCAGGAACUGAGACGUGAGGGCGUGCGGGUGUUUCUGACGGGCGGCGACGCGGCGCAGACAGAGGCACUGUGCCGCAGCGUGAAGCAGGCGGGGAGGGAGGCGCUGCUGGUGGCGCCCGCCGCCGACGCGGCCUCCCCCUCCUGUGGCGGCGAGGGCGGCCUGCUGGUGAUGUCCCUGGCGCCGCCGCCCGCCGCCCUGCUGGCCGCGGAGGUGGCGGCGAUGGCCCAGGGCGGCCUCGACCGCCUACUGCCCGUCCUCGCAGAGCCCACUCAGGGAUCCGCGGGGGCGGCGCCCCUCGUACCCCUCCUCACGGCCGCCGCGGCCCAGCGCAACGUGAGCGUCGCCGCGCCCGUCUACCUGGACGCCGCCCACCCAUCCACGCCGCGGCUGCAGCAGGCGCUCGCCGCGCUGCCCGGGGCCGCUGUCUGGCUGGCCGCGGGCCGACACCUGCCGCAGCUCAUGGCCAAGGUGGGGAGCGCCCUCCAGGGCCACCUCGUCAUGCUGCACGCCCACCCAUCCCACCUCGCCGCGCUGUUAGAACACCCCGCCGCCCGCGCCACCGCCGAGGCCUGCGCCGCCACCACCGUGCAGUGGGCGGGGCCCACCACGCCCGAUGCGCCCGCCCACCGCCGCCUCCUGGCCUCCCUCUCGCCUGCCGACCCGCUGGCCGCCGCCCUCGCCUACCACGCCGCCGCGCUGGCCUCCCAAGCCGCGGCCCUCGGCGGCGCCGCCAACCUGACGCAGCUGGCGGCCACCCUGCUGGGGGAGGAGGGCGGCUGGGGCGCCGCGCCCGCCCAGGGGCACGUCAGGCCGACGGCGGCGUGGGCGGCGCGUCUGCGGCUGGUGGAGCGGCCGCUGCUGGGGAAGGUGGUGCUGCAGGACUCGCCGUGGCUGCUGGAGGGCCUCAGCAGGGUGGAGGAGGAGGAGCGGGGGGCCGCGGGCUCGUCCUCCUCCUCCUGGCGGGUGAGCAGCGGCCACGCCCCCGCACGCCUGCUGGCGCGGGAGGAAGUGUGGCAGCUGGCGGAGCACGCGGGCUGCGGCGCCCUGGCCAGGGUGGAGGUGAAGGCCCACGACCCGCUCACCCACCGCCCGGUCCUCGCCUCCUGGCCCGCCCAAGCCGCCCCCGACGCCCUGCUCGUGCCCAACGCCUCCCCGCGCGGCUUCAGCGUCACGGCGAGUUGCCACGCCCACGGUGGCAGGGAGGUGGAGGUGGCGUGCCGGGGCGCCGCCGCGCACAACGAAUCCCUCAGCUGUGUGGUGGCAGAAGCAAGCAGCGGCAGGCAGCGGCGAGAAGUCAGCAAUGUUCUCUUUCCCCACGGUAUUCUCGACUUGACAUCACCCAAUGGAAAGGACACUGAUCCAUUUAUAAUCCUUCGGAAAGUCAAAGGCCUCUUCAAAAAUGCAGACUUCCUUCCCUUUCUUGCCCAGAUCGGAGGCUGCCUCGGCUCGGUGGCGGGCUGCAGCUUCUGCUUCAUCUUCAUCCUGUCGCGUAACGUAUCUGUCACCCCAGGCGUGUGCAUGGGUCCGUGUGGAGUUGGUGUAUCCGGUGCUUGUAUAUCACUGUUUGCCAAGGGCAUUGAGUACAAAAAAGGUAAUGUUGAGUACAAGAUGGUCCCUGAAACCGUGAUCUGCACGGAGCUGUUCACGCAGGGGCAGCUUUCCUGGGAGUCUUACAUCGCCGACGCCGCCUACGGGACACGGCUGGCGGGAAAAGACCCUCAGGCCCUGCGCGGGUACCAGCUGCUGGCGGGGCCCCUGGUGGCCGCCAUGCAGCUCAGCCCCACCCUCACCGGCCUGGUGAAGACUCUGGCGCGGCCCUGGAUCAGUCACAUGGAGUACGAGGAGGGCAUGGCGGCGUUCGACAACCCACUGGGGCACCUCAUCACCACCCUGGGCCUGCCGCUGUGCUCAGCGGCAGCACUGCUGCACGACCAUUUCCUGGUUGUGACCGGUCUGCUCGCCCUCACAGCAGCAAUCACCCGACUCACCCGCAAGUGAUCUUGCGAUGGCCCAAGAAGCAGAUAAAGAUGCCACAAGGCCUUGUGCUGCAGGGAUCCCUUUGGCUCGCUAGAGUGUCCACCUCCCAUCUCUGGGGCCUGGGUUCAAAAAAUGCAAGGUCGAGUGACGGGUAAAAAACUUUUCCAAAAUAUAUCAACUACUCAUGUACUUCGAGAAGUGAAAAUACCAUCCACAACACACCGCCCUUCCCUCCUGCAAAGACCAUGCCAACACAACCCAAAGAUUCCAGCAGCAGCAUGUGCCACUGCCUGCUGUGCCCCUGAGCAGCUGCAGCAGAGGACAACUGUGAUAGAUGUGCCUUAACUAUUUUUUAUUGUAGUACAUGCAAAUAUGAACUAUCACCAUCCAUAUUCAUUUAUAUUCUUUGCGUCCCAUCCCACGUACACAGUGCCAACAGGGCAGGAACAUAAAUCCCAGUGAUCCUCUGACAAGUUUAACAUUCCUCCUUGACACACUUACCCUGCCCCACGCCUCACACCCUCAGUGUAGCAUUUCAGAACACUGUCAUCCCUUGUGUGCCACUUGAAAAUAAUGAAGGUGACUCAGUAAUCCCCCGAGCUGGGUAGCCAAGACACAGAGCUCUGCCAGGGUUACAAGAGAGUGCUGCCUCUCCCCGAUAAGUUGCAGUAAGCUGGGAUUGAACUCACAAUGUCUUGGUUUCAAGCUAAGUGCCAUACCCACCAAGCCAAUUAUUUAUUAUCUAUAUAUAUUUUUUCCUAUUUAUCUACAUUUUAUUACAUGUAUAAGGUGUGCUGAUAUUUAUUGUAAAAAGUUUGCUGAACAAUAAAGUCAGAAAUAAU
This is a messenger RNA of Eriocheir sinensis (Chinese mitten crab), 3667 nucleotides long. RefSeq lists its product as uncharacterized. The transcript has 3 exons. Bases 456 to 2846 code for a protein of 796 amino acids. The record is from RefSeq and is a predicted model, not a curated record. NCBI's taxonomy places the organism in Eukaryota, Metazoa, Arthropoda, Malacostraca, Decapoda, Varunidae.